Ceratina calcarata is the source of this 3235-nucleotide messenger RNA. RefSeq names its product G patch domain-containing protein 1. The record is from RefSeq and is a predicted model, not a curated record. Lineage: Eukaryota; Metazoa; Arthropoda; Insecta; Hymenoptera; Apidae. Gene Ontology annotation, cellular component: nucleus. The transcript has 2 exons. Gene Ontology annotation, biological process: mRNA processing. Gene Ontology annotation, molecular function: RNA binding. The coding region runs from base 286 to 3138 and encodes 950 amino acids.
UAAACCACGCCAAGCCAAAGCCGAUAAUGAGAAACAAGAAAAUUCUGCUAAACGUUUACGUACUUUUAAAAUAUUUUCCUUAAUUUGAAUUAAUGCAACACAUCAUUCACUUGGUGUACAGAUACGGCUUGUACGAAUCGAAGGAAGCAGAAUUCCUUGUGAAUCAAAGUGGAAAUAUUAUUCUGUUGUUGCAUGUGUGUUGUCUAACCUAAAAUGCAUCGUUCCUGACAGUUCUACGGAUUACCUUAUUCUGUUUACCGUUAAAUGUUUAAAAAUUAAGAGAAAAUGGUCGAUUCGGAUGACGAGAAUUAUGUCACAUUCGGAGUUCCUCUGGAUCCGAUAGACGAAGAUAAUGUACCAAAAAAGAAGCCAAUGACCAUUGAAGAUCAAUGUGCAUAUGAUGCACAAGGUAGACGUAGAUUUCAUGGUGCCUUUACUGGUGGUUUUUCUGCUGGGUACUUCAAUACUGUUGGCACCAGAGAUGGUUGGAGACCACAGCAGUUCAAGUCUUCCAGAAGUAGCAAAGCAGAGAAUAUUUCCCAACAUCCAGAAGAUUUUAUGGAUGAGGAGGACACAAGUGAAUUUGGUAUUGCACCUAAAGGUAUUCGUGCUACUGAAGAUUACGUAGAUCGGGGCCAAAGAGGAACAAAACGUAAUAGAGUCACACGUGACAACACUGGCCCCAUACCUGGUGUUCCAGUAUUAAAAGAGCUUUUAACACCUGUGAGAGAAACAGUCGGUAUCAUGUUACUAAAGAAAAUGGGAUGGAGACCAGGCCAGGGUGUAGGAUCGAGACUUACUAAGAAGGAGAAGGCUAAGAUAAAAAGAAGAAACGAUAGAACAAAACUCAUGCAGAAAAGGUCUAGAAAAGCAAGUACGGAAAGUAGUUCUGAAGAUUCGGAAGAUGAUUAUGGGAAUUUAACGUUCGCCCCCGACGACUACGAGCCCUUUAGAUGCAACCCAAAGGAUAAUUACUUUGGUAUAGGAUAUACAGGCUUAGAUAGAAGAACUAUAUUAUCUGGGCACGUAAAUUUAUUCGACACUCCUGCGUUUAGCGUGCAGGAUAAAAAUAAGAAGUUAUCUAUACAUGGACAAGCUUUCGGAGUUGGCGCGUUCGAAGCCGACGACGAUGACAUUUAUGAAAGAGACGACAUGUCGCGUUACGAUUUUUCCCUGGGUCCGGAACGCAAAACGAAAACAAGAUGGUCCAACAGUGGUAGUUCCAAAAAUUCGACCGAUUGCUUGGAGGGUUUUGCAAGAGCAAAACAUCAGCUGGAACGAAAGAAAGUUUUCUCACCACCAGAAUUGCCAAAGAAUUUCGUACCGGUACAUGCGGUUAGAAAGAGUCGAUUUUAUCCUCCGAUUGAGAAUGUACCUCAUGCGACCGAGAAUGGAAAACGCAAAGAUCUCACAGCUGCGGAUAGAGCCAGGAUAUUGGAGGAUACGCCUACCAUCAAGAAACCCUCGGAGAAUCACCCUAAUUCAGUGCCGUCGGUCGCGUCUAAUAUAAUCACGAAAACUCUGAACCUACAUGGAAGGCAGCAAACGGAGGAGAGACAAAGAGAAGAAAAUCUGCGAGCUAAAGCUGCUGUAUCGUGGAUGGACAAACUAAAUGUGCAGAGUUUCGUUAAAGGUGGUAUUGAAGGAUCCAGCAAGGAUUCCGAUGGAAGCUUAAAGAAAUUAGAAGAAUUUAUGGAUUCUUCUUCGGUAAAAACGGUCACGGAUAAGAGCAUAUCGGAAGAAGAAAAUUCUAUGAAGAAGACCACUGCGAAAUCAUUUUUCUCUGAUCCUGAUAAGCAACGACGAUUCGAGCAAUACUUAGUUUUCGUUAAGGACGGGGAGAAGAACAAACUCGAAAGCAUCCAACCAUUAUCUAUGACGGAAUGGGACAGGGAACACGAAAGGACUGAAUUCGAGCAGGCAGCGAGGUUGUUCGAGCAUCCGUCGAACGAUUACGUUGCGAAUAAGUUCACGCACGCUUCUGAAUCCACGAGUUUGGAUGUUUCCGCGAAGCAAAGUCAGGAGGACGAGAUGAAACAAGCUGUGAGGAUGAAAAUGUUCGGGAAAUUAACGCGGGAAUGCAUAGAAUGGAAGCCAGCAAGUAUCGUUUGUAAGAGGUUUAACAUCCCCGAACCGAAAGGUGGUUGUGCUCAGCCUGAGAAGAAAUCGGCGAAAUUUUCCAUCUUUGAUUCUCUUGAGUUGAGUAAUUCCACAAAAUUCUCGAGGGCGACUGAUACGGAAUCGAGACAGAUAAACGAGCCCAGACUAUUAAAAGAGAAAAGCGAUGACAUAAGUUUGGACGUGAAUAAAGAUGUGUCUUUCAGCAAUCAAACUUUCGAACCUGUAUCAGAAAAAAUGAAGAAUUUCGGAGCUUCUUACGAAAAAGUGUUUGGCAAAGAAGUUCAGGAAACAGCUUCACGUGUAUUCGAUAAUAAACGAGAAUCGGAAGAUAAGUCAAACACUGAUACAAUAACUGAAAGUAUGGAUAACCAGGACCAAGGAACUAGCAGUCAGACGAAGAAAACGGUAUCGAAGAGUCAAUCAGAAGAGAAGAAGGAUCUCUUCAAAGCGAUCUUUUUAAGCAGCAGCGAGGAGUCCGACUCAGAACCGGAGGAAACCAUUGACAGCGAGGUUGUGAAGUCUGUUUUGAUCGGUAAAGUUCCAGCCGAGGUGAAUGUAAAUAGAAAUACGUCUCCGCCCCGGGGGAUCUUCGCUAAGGUUGAUCUGGAUAGUCUACUCGCCGGGCCAAAAAGCAACAUCGAAACGAAUGAAGAAUCGAACAAGGAAAAAGAUGUAAACACAAAGAAUUCAGAUUCAGCGGUUGAAACCAAACUAAGUAGCGAUCAGGCAGACAUUGAGGAAGUUCAGAUGUUGCCUGACAUGUAUGGGCCAGUUUUACCUUCGAGAUUGUUAAAAACAGAAAAUACAACAGGGGAAACAUCCAGUUCAGAACCAAUGAAGCCUGUGUUUAGGAGUGUCGUGGUACCAAAGCCCAAGACAGACUCGAAGGUCCUCGGAGUGUGGGUGGAACGGAAAAAGGAAAAGAAGUCGAAGAAAGAGAAGAAGAAGCACAAGCACAAGGAACACAAGAGCUCUAAGCACAAGAGGAAAUCGAAAAAAGGGAAACGUGGCUCGUGACACGGUGAACUGUAGUUGAAAGAAUUAAACGAAGAGAAUGGAGGUAUCGUAUGUAUCGAUUAUUUAUUAUACGUUCAUUAAACCGAAUCGUAAUUAA